CGCUUUAUGUUGGAUUCGGCCCGACACUUGUGGGCUCAAAUGAUGCUUUUCAGCCCAACAGAUGUCCGGUCGCGCUGGUGGGGGUUGCUGAGGGAGAAGGGGUUAGGGGUGCGUGAGAGGUCGGAAUCCUGGCACCGCCGCCGCCGCCAUGCUCCGCCUCCAAAAACAUCUCUCCAUUCACCUGCAAGAUCUCCUUCCCGUCCACCGCUCCGCAUCCCUCAUACAGCUCUCCCUCCAGCGCGCUCUCCUCUCCACCGCCUCUCCGGGCCACUUCGCCGCCGAUGAGUACCUCGUCUCCACCUGCGGCAUCACCCGAGAGCAAGCCGCGAAAGCGGCCAAGUGUACCUCCCACUGGAAAUCGUACUCCAACGCCGACGCAGUGCUCUCCUUCCUCACCGGCCCGGCGGUCGGCCUGUCCAAGGCCGACAUCACGCUGCUCGUGGCCAAAGACCCGCGCAUCCUCAACUGCAGCGUCGACAACACCCUGCGGGUCCGCGUGGGCCGCUUCCGCAGCUACGGCUUCUCCGCCGCGCAGAUCAGCAGCUUCGUCCGCGUGGCCCCCUAUUCAUUCCGCACCUUCAACAUCGACGAGAAGCUCGGCUUCUGGAUGCCCUUGCUCGGCUCGCCCGACAAUUUCCUCCGCAUCUUCAGGCGUAACUCGUACCUCGUAGCCUCCGACCUCCACAAGGUGGUGAAGACCAACGUCCGGCUGCUCCAGGAGCACGGUCUAUCUGUCGAGGAAAUUGGCAAGAUGUGCGUGUCCAACCCGAGGCUGCUCACCGGCAAGCCGGACAGCACCAGGGCUAUCCUCGUGCGUGCUGAUGAGAUUGGCGUGCCCCGCAACACGCUUUUGUUCAGGCAGGCUGUGAACGUCGUGGCGGGUCUCGGCCGGGAGACCAUGGCCGCUAAGCUCAAGAUGAUGGCCAAGAUUCUCGGGUGCUCAGAUGCCGAGGUUGCCAGAAUGGUGCAGAGGAACCCGUGUGUGCUGCUGCGCUCCACGGAGACGAUUCAGGGCAUCUGUGAGUUCCUGACCAAAGUCGUCGGCGUGGAUACCAAGUACAUUCAGGGCUUGCCCACAAUCCUGAUGUACAGUCUGGAACGAAGGCUGGUGCCCCGGCAUUACGUGAUGAAGGUGCUCCAGGAGAAAGGAUUGAUCCGAAAAGAUCUGAGCAUCUACACGAUGGUCGCUUCUAGUGAUAGCGUGUUCUGCUCAAGGUAUGUACAUCCUCAUAAGGAUGUUCUUCCUGGCCUUGCCGAUGCAUAUGCAUCUGCUUGCAAUGGGAAAAUAGCCACCUGAGGCACACAAUGAUAUGAUUCCAGCAAACUGGCUAAUUGGAUACCCUGAUGUGUACUCUUCAAGGCUGUAGCUCUGUACUUGGUUCAUAGCUUCAGAAUUGCAGAAACUCAGUAGGCUAAGCUUAGGAAAUUCUGCUGACCAAAGCAAAGCAUCAUGAUGUCAUUUUCAUAUACCUUGUUUUGGAUUCUGAUGAUCAAUUUUAUCAUGUUUUAACUCA
Messenger RNA from Sorghum bicolor (sorghum), 1514 nucleotides. Its product is annotated as transcription termination factor MTERF2, chloroplastic. Gene Ontology annotation, biological process: chloroplast organization; regulation of DNA-templated transcription. NCBI's taxonomy places the organism in Eukaryota, Viridiplantae, Streptophyta, Magnoliopsida, Poales, Poaceae. Bases 149 to 1297 code for a protein of 382 amino acids. The record is from RefSeq and is a predicted model, not a curated record. Gene Ontology annotation, cellular component: chloroplast. Gene Ontology annotation, molecular function: double-stranded DNA binding. The transcript has a single exon.